AUGAGUUCCUCCAAGAGCGACCAGAUCGACGGUGGUGACCUUAAGCGGGUUGACUCCUUCCAAUGGCCCUCAGGACACGUCGGGCAUUUGAGCGAGGGCCAGCAGGGCGCGCUCGACAAAUUUAAAGAGUUGUGUAAACAGAAGGGAUAUUACCAUCCUGGCGAGGGGAAGACUCCUCCUUCUCACGACGACGAGACUCUCCUCCGAUACCUGCGUGCGCGCAAGUUCAUCCCACAAGACGCCUUCGGACAGUUCAAAGACACCGAGGAUUGGCGGCAAGAAAACGAUCUCGACAACCUCUACGAGACAAUAGAUAUAGACGAGUACGAGCAGACGCGGAGACUUUAUCCACAAUGGACCGGCAGAAGAGACAAGCGUGGAAUCCCCUUCUACGUCUUCGAGGUCGCACACCUUGACCCUAAGGAGGUCACGGCGUAUCAAAACGACAAAGACAGAAAGAAGGAUGGAGGAGGGCCGGAUAUCAGGUCGAAAGUACCGCGAAAGAUGCUGCGGCUGUUCGCUCUGUAUGAGAACCUCUGCAGGUUCGUGCUGCCAUUGUGCUCUGCCAUACCCAACCGCCCAAGCGCAGAAACACCCGUGAGCCAGAGCAGCAACGUGGUCGAUAUCAGCAAAGUCGGAUUCAAGCAGUUCUGGAACUUGAGGGCGCAUCUUCAAGAUUCCAGUCGUCUGGCCACUGCUCAUUAUCCAGAAACGCUGGAUCGUAUCUUCGUCGUGGGAGCACCUAGCUUCUUCCCUACUGUGUGGGAAUGGGCGAAACGAUGGUUCGAUCCAAUCACGGUGCAAAAAAUCUCGAUCCUGUCUCAAGCCAACACGCUCAGCACACUCCAGAAAUUCGUCGAUACUGACAACAUCCCCAAAAAAUACGGCGGCAAUCUCGAAUGGUCCUUUGGCGACAUGCCCGCUCUCGAGCCAGCGAUUGCAGACUCGCUACGCUGGAAAGAAGACAUUCGACAAAAAGGGCACCGCACCUUCCCCAUAGGACCAAUCAAAUGGCAGUACGACGGCGACGGCGACCUCGUGGCGGUAGCGAUUGGAACGCAGAACGGUACCCCACGUCAGAAGGUUAUUGCGGGGCUUCAUCCUGAAGCUGACGUAGCAAGGCUUGCGUUAUCACCUGGAAGAAAUCCUCAUUCUGCACUAUUCGCGAGUGUCAGUGGCGCUGGGGCGACGACGCUGCAACAGACACUGAGCAAAGACGCGACCGCCGGCGGCAAGAAGGGCACAGCAGCGAACGGUUCGGCGAAUCCAGCUGCAGCCAUGGGAGUGACAGACGCAGAUCUGAAUGUUGGCAAGUCGCCGAAUGCUACUGUACAAGACACCUCGCGUGCGGGCACAUUUACGGUUCCCUACCGGGACCACGAGAAUGAAGUGGCGUCACCACCGAUAGGCGCCAGAGAAGGGACCUCGAGCACGCGCUUCGAGCAGCAGAGCAACACUCACGCGGAUGGCACACUCGCAGAAGGCACACCCGCAGUCCGACAAGACGGCCAGGGAAGCGGACACGCAGUCAUGGAGCCACGGACCGUGGGCCAAGCUCCCAAAGAGACGCCCCUGACGAGGGAAGACGACAGUGCGCCGACGAUGGUUGAGCAAGCACAGCAGUUGGCCGGACAGGCUGUGGAAACCGCGAAAGCCGUGCCUGCUAUGGCGCUGAAUGCAGUUGGAAUGGGCGGUAAGAAGGAGGAAGCGAAAGCCGAGGAAAGCAAGCCAGAAGACCCGCGGAUCGAUGGCAUGGAGAGUAAGAAUGUGGAGGAGUUCAUGAGGAGCAAGACGAUGAGCCAGCCGGAACAGGCGAGGUAG
Messenger RNA from Zasmidium cellare ATCC 36951, 1821 nucleotides. RefSeq lists its product as uncharacterized. The transcript has 3 exons. Lineage: Eukaryota; Fungi; Ascomycota; Dothideomycetes; Mycosphaerellales; Mycosphaerellaceae. The record is from RefSeq and is a predicted model, not a curated record. The coding region runs from base 1 to 1821 and encodes 606 amino acids.